Ochlerotatus camptorhynchus is the source of this 1521-nucleotide messenger RNA. RefSeq names its product cytochrome P450 4c21-like. Bases 1 to 1521 code for a protein of 506 amino acids. NCBI's taxonomy places the organism in Eukaryota, Metazoa, Arthropoda, Insecta, Diptera, Culicidae. Gene Ontology annotation, molecular function: heme binding; oxidoreductase activity, acting on paired donors, with incorporation or reduction of molecular oxygen; monooxygenase activity. The transcript is spliced from 6 exons. The record is from RefSeq and is a predicted model, not a curated record.
AUGUACUUGAUCAUCUUCACCACAGCGAUCGCUGUCCUCGGUGUGAUCUGGUACUGGUCCUAUCGGCAGCAGUACCGGUUCGCGGACAAAUGGCCCUCGGUUCAACCGCGGUAUCCUUUACUGGGCAAUGCGACGAUUAUGCUGGGGAAAAACGAUGUGGAGCGGUUCGAAGUGAUCAAGCGGUUGUUUUCAGAGUCCGAUCGAGUCACGACGGCUUGGGCUGGACCGAAAAUGCUCUUGAUGACCAGCCAUCCGGAUAUUAUCCAUCAGAUCCUGUCCAGUCCGGACUGUCUGGAGAGACCGUUUCUGUAUCGAUUUGCAGGAUUUACCCAGGGAAUUUUCACGGCCAAGUUGCCAGUUUGGAAAGAUAACCGCAAGCGGCUGAAUUCCACCUUCAACCAACGGAUUGUGCACGGGUUCGUUCCGUACUUUGUCAAGUGUUGCGAAAAGAUGACGGACAGUUUGCUAGAAUGUACUGAUCGGGAAACGGUCAACAUCCAAAAGUAUACGGCCGUUUGCGCCCUGGAGAUGGCUGCUGGAACAACACUCGGCGGAGAUGUACUCCAGCAGGCUGAGGGCAAGCAUGAGUUCAAGCGGGGACUUGAUUUAGCAUUCAAUGGAGCCUCCAGAAGAAUGAUAACCGUGCAUUUGUAUCCGGAUUUCAUCUAUCAAAUGACCUACCACUAUAAGGAACUGCAGGAAGGCCGAAGAAUAAUCUGUGAUUUCUUUACAAAGUUACUGAUAGAGCGAAAACAAUACCUCUUGAACAAAAGCAACAACAACGAUACUAACGCCGAAGAGGAAUACAACAAACCGAAAAUUCUGGUUGAUCAACUGCUCGGAGUCAGCCACGACGGAAAACAGUUCAACGAUAUCCAAAUCAGAGACAACGUGUAUGCUGUCAUAACGGGGGCAACCGAUACGACCAGUUUGGCAACGGCUCACGCCUGUCUGUUCCUUACGUUCUACCCGGAGAUCCAAGAUCGACUGCACGCUGAAAUCGACGAAGUUUUCCCCAGCGACUACAAGGAUUACACACCGGAGAACAUCAAGAAGCUGAUCUUCCUGGAUAUGUUCAUCAACGAAGUCCAACGCCACUGCACGGUGGUGCCCUAUGUCGCUCGCGAAAACACCGCCGAAAUCGAGAUCGAUGGCGUCAAGGUGCCGCCGGGCAACAUUUUCAUCAUGAGCCUCUUCGCGAUGCACAAGCGGCCGGACAUUUGGGGACCGGAUGCAGAAAAGUUCGAUCCGGAGAAUUUCACCGAGGAAAGGAUCAAGAACAGACACCCGGCGGCGUUCCUACCGUACAGUGCCGGCAGUAAGAACUGUUUGGGUUGGCGCUACGCGAUCUUCGGCAUGAAGCUGAUUAUGAUUCAUCUGGUGAGGAAUUUUCACUUUAGCUCGCAAAUCAAGCACGAAGAUAUGACAUUUAGACAUGACCUGACGCUGAAGCUACCGUUCCAACAUUUGGUGCAGCUGACGAAGCGAAAUCCUCCGAAUCUUUCCACUGAGGUAGAAUAA